AUGUCAUUCACAAAAGAAGACUAUGAGAGUCUAUUUGGAGACGUAAACGCUAACAAGAGUUUACAACUUCUGAGGGAGCCUAUUGGAUCUUCUGCUACCAAGUCAUUCUUGUUAAUGAUUUUUCACUUGGUUUCCUCAUCAGAGAAUAAAGACUUAAUCUCACAAAGAUUUGUGGAAUUGGGUUUGGUUUCGCUCGUGCUUGAGGCUAUUGUUGAUCCUGAAAGAGGUAUCUGCGAGAAAGGUUUGGGGGUGUUGGAUUGCAUUUGUGAGGGAAAACAAGGGAUGGAAAUAGCAAAGUCAAAUGCUUUGACUUUGCCUCUUGUGAUUAAGAAGCUUUUGAGGGUGUCAGAGUUGAGUUCUACUUUUGCAGUCUCUAUUCUUUGGAAGCUAUGUGACAAGACCGACGAAGGGAUCUUGAUUGAGGCACUUCAAGUGGGUGUCUUUCAGAAACUCCUUGUUCUGUUGCAGGUGGGUUGUGGUGAGGACACAAAGGAGAAGGCUACCGAGUUGUUGAUGUUGUUGAAUUGUUACAUGAGCAAAGCAGAUUGUGUUGAUUCCUCAUUGGAUUUCAAGCACCUCAAGAAGCCCUUCUGA
Messenger RNA from Gastrolobium bilobum, 594 nucleotides. Its product is annotated as U-box domain-containing protein 21-like. Bases 1 to 594 code for a protein of 197 amino acids. Gene Ontology annotation, molecular function: ubiquitin protein ligase activity. NCBI's taxonomy places the organism in Eukaryota, Viridiplantae, Streptophyta, Magnoliopsida, Fabales, Fabaceae. The transcript has 3 exons. The record is from RefSeq and is a predicted model, not a curated record.